GAUGAACGUUUCGUUCAGUUUAACGUUGACGCGCGUGCAAGGUAAAGCCGUUUACUACACUAGCUCCGCCGCUCUCGACAGCUCCGGUAGUGAUACUCGUUCGCUUAGUUUGAUCCGGUUCCUUCUUCCUUCGGUAGAUAGCAGAAAAAUCACCUUGAUUCAUGAUUGUGUGAGGAAAGAAAAAAGUGCGUGGAAAACCGGAAAGGAAGGAAGCAAAGUUAAGUUCCGCUCCCGAUUGUUACUCGAUACGGUGAACUAGUGUUUCUGUGUGCGUGUUCGUGUGACAGUGGUGAAAAUAGGAGGAGAAGAAGAAAAAAUCCUCUAUCGUCGCACAAGUAAAAGAAAAGGGGAAAACAGAUUUAUUGUUGGAGGAAAAACGACAGGAUGUUUCCGGCAUUAUGACAACGGUGAACAGCAGGAGGUGGCUGUGAAAGAAGGAUAGAAACAGCAUCCCGUAAUAGCGUUGUGUGCGUGCGUGAUUUAUUCGCCGGAAGUACUACAGGUGUUUUUUCCGCUAGUGUUGCCGCGUGUGUUUGUGUGAAAGAGUUGAAAAGUGAAGUAAAAUGAAAAAGCCACUUUUUGUGUUUGUGCAAUCGCAGAAAGCGUAGAGCAGCAGAGUGCUCGGACCGAUUGUAUGGGAAAGAAAAGGAAAAUGGUUGCCUAGGAUUCCUCCUGGCAGUGUUUCGCAGUGUGCGCAGUGUGGUGGUCCGGCAAAUGCAACGUGAGGCGCGCCACGAACGGCCAAGUUAUCCAGUGAAAAGUUCUCCGCUUUCGUUGGGAAUCGGAUGUGAAGCGUUUUUAAAGCGAAAAUCAACAAGUGGAGCACACCAUCUUUCUUUUUCUACUACGACCGGCCUUUUUCGGGGGGAGACUAGUUGGAGUCGGCAGAGCUAAAGCUGCUGGUGCUGUGUGUGAGUGUGUUGUGUGAGCUGGGAGAAGAUAGUGAUCGUGAGGCAGGUGAUAGUUUAGUGGUGAGAAGAUGAUGGUGAAAUUCGACCUCACCAAGAAGUACUAGCGGAUGACGACCAAAGUAGUGAGUGUAGUGUUUCGUUAAGUUUUUGGCGUUUGGUGGCACUAUUUUUUGUGUCGUUCCCAUCUGGUUGGCGAUAAAGUCCCGAAAAGCUCAUCCCACAAAAUGUGUGUGUGCAAAGUGUGAAAAGGGAGACGGUGAAGUAACGGCAAAGGCAUCGGCAGGACUUCACACACAGAACCCAAGAUAACCGAAACAGCAGGAAUCGCUACUGGAACUCGCAGCCAGUCCAAAGCAUGGCCCUACGAUCGGGUGAUAUUUGGUGUCAUCGAUUGGAGCAUUCACUUCCGUGCUAUCUGUUCGCGAACGUAACCUAAUCGAGAGCCUGAACACUUAUACGCGAUCUCACACACGCACGCAACCAGAGUUUAUAGUGUUGGAAGUUGCAGUGAAGACUCCAGUACAGUAGAGGCGUCAUUACUCCGCUAAGGAUACGUAUUGUUUUAUUUUUUAGGGAGAGUUAAGAAAAUCUAUCUCCGGGACUCCGAGUUCCAACACUGAUCGUGCGAUCAGAGUGGUCCGAUCGCUAAGUAUAAGAGGGAGCGAAAGGGAGAGAGAGAGAGUGAGCUGUGGAGAAAUUUUUCCCCGUACGGGUUGGUCUAAAAAUCGGCAUAAAGAUUGAGGAACUAAAGCACAACCCCGGCCGGGGGACCCUGUUCGACGAGGUGGAGGGGUACGGCGGAUCGAUCGAUCUCGAUCACCAUCAUCAUCACCAUCACCAUCAUCACCACCAUCACACGGAUUCGUACUCGGCCAUGGUUGAAGAUCCGGACGACAAGGAUGACACGAAACGAAAAUCUCGCAAUCUUAGUGAGAAGAAGCGGCGCGAUCAGUUUAACCUGCUUGUGAACGAGCUCAGCUCGAUGGUGUCGUCCAACAGCAGAAAGAUGGACAAAUCCACCGUGCUCAAGUCGACGAUCGCGUUCCUCAAGAGUCACAACGAGAUUGCGGUCCGCUCGCGGGUGCACGAAAUACAGACGGACUGGAAGCCAUCGUUCCUUUCGAACGAGGAGUUUACUCACCUGAUUCUGGAAGCGCUCGAUGGGUUCAUCAUCGUGUUCUCCUCGACGGGGAGAGUAUUCUACGCAUCUGAAAGUAUUACCUCACUGUUAGGGCAUUUACCGAGUGACCUCCUGAAUAUGACCGUGUACGAUAUGGUGUACGAGGACGAUCAGAACGAUCUGUACAAUAUACUGCUUAAUCCGACGACUGUAGUAGACCCGCUGCAGACGGGCAUUAGCCGGGAGAAUCAGGUGACGUUUUCCUGCUACAUCAAGCGAGGAACGGUCGAUUAUCGGGCGGAUGUGUCGUAUGAGCAUGUGCAGUUUACUGGGUACUUCCGAAGCGACGUUGACACGGAAUCCCUCAUGACGACGUCCCGGUUUAGUGGGUACACGAGCGAUGCCGACUCGCGGCUCGUAUUUGUCGGCACGGGACGGCUUCAGACGCCUCAGCUCAUUCGUGAAAUGUCGAUCGUCGAUAACACGAAGAGCGAGUUCACGUCCCGCCACAGUCUCGAGUGGAAGUUCCUGUUCCUCGAUCACCGUGCGCCACCCAUCAUCGGUUACCUCCCGUUUGAAGUGCUGGGAACUUCCGGGUAUGACUAUUAUCAUUUUGACGAUCUGGAAAAGGUGGUGGCUUGUCAUGAAGCAUUGAUGCAGAAGGGUGAAGGUACGUCGUGCUACUAUCGGUUUCUUACCAAGGGCCAGCAGUGGAUCUGGCUGCAGACACGCUUCUACAUCACGUACCACCAGUGGAACUCGAAGCCGGAGUUUGUGGUGUGUACGCAUCGGGUCGUGAGCUAUGCGGAUGUGAUGAAGCAGAUGCGUAAUCAGACGGCGGGUGAUAGCAAGUUCUCGGAGGAUGCGGACAGCAUCAGUGUGCACGGGGUGGAGCGAAAGUUUCAGCAGUCGUCCUCGCAGAGUUUGCUGGCUACAUCGCCCUGGAGUUCGAAGAGCUCGCGGACGUCACGGGUAGCUCCAACGCCGGGUGUUUCGCCAACGGGACUUUCGAAUCGGGGACGACAUCGGUACAACACUUACCACGGUCCGGGGUCGGAUUCAGCUACGUCCAUUUCUACGGAAUCUCACACCAGUCGUCAGUCGCUCGUGACGCAACAUUCGCGUUCUCGCAUGCGAACCAGCACGUUCCCAUCGAAGGUUUCCUCGCACGGCAGCCAACCGGACAGGAGCUCUAUGUCACACUUCCUACUGCAACAACCGCAGCAAACGCAGCCAAGUGUUGGUCAUCAUCUACAGCCAGCGCAGCUUCAACAGCAGCAGCAUCAACAACUACAACAGCAACAGCAUCAACACCAGCAUCAGCAACAACUUCACCAACAGUCCCAUCCACUAUUACAGCAGCAUCAACCACAGAUACAGGGACAUGCAGCUCAGCAGCAGCAUCCGCAACUGCAACAACAACAGCAACCACAGCAUCCAGCGAUGAUCCAAAACCCACCGGUAGUCGAAGUUUACCCUCAUCAACUCCAACCUCAGCAUCCUCAUCAACAACCGCCCCAACAGCAGGUUCAUCAGCAGCAGCAGCAGCAACAGGUAGCUUCCCUGCAACAACAGCAGUCAGCAGUACAGCAGCAACAGCAGCAGCAGCAACAACAACAGCAGCAACAACAACAACAACAACAACAGCAAUCCAUCCCACAACCCUCAACUGCAGCAGCGAUACGACCUCCGACCACGAUCAUCACCCCACCGGUAACGCAGAUCAUCACGGCAACCGGCUUCAUCGAACCGCAACAGUAUUUGACGGCCAUCCCGGUGCAACCGGUGGCCGGCUUUACGGAAACCGCGCCCGGUGUCCUUUCACCGAUUCAGUCCACUUCCCCGCACGGUGCGUACGCCGUCGCCCACCAUCCUGCAGUCACUGGGACGGGCGGCGUAGUGCUUACGCCAAGUCAAAAUCAGGUGCAAGAUCAGCUGCAAAGAAAGCACGAAGAGUUGCAACACCUGAUACUGCAACAGCAGGAAGAAUUACGGCGCGUGCAGGAGCAGCUUCUGAUGGCCCGGUAUGGAUUGCUGCCAUCGAUCGUUUCUCUCCCUUUUCCACCCGGGACGGGUAAUGGCCCAGGACCCGGGCCAAGCGUAGGACCGGGUGAGCGUUGUAACAGUGGAGGUUCGUUUCUGCAAGCACAUCACCAGGCAGCGCACGGGAACGCGUUCCAUCACCAUCAUUACCAUCCAGCUUCAGCACAGGCAGCACAGCAUCCGCCUAGUCAUUCGGGUGUGCUUCAUGCACAACAACAGUCGCAGCAUCACGCUCAGCAACAGCAGCAGCUCGCCCAACAAGACCAACAGCAGCAGCAGCAGCAGCAGCAGCAGCAAAUGUGCAUCGCUCCACCGGAUCAGAAGCCAAUUUUACAUGCCGAUCCAGAGCAGCUCAACUUUACCGACACCGGACAGGGGAAGUUGGGCGAACCGAAUGAGAUGAUAUCGUACAUGCAGCUCACUCCGGUACCGCUGCACCACCUCCAGCAAUCAAGCCAAUCGUCCACAUCAACACCCGCCUCAUCCGUCCUCAACCAGCAGCAGCACCAGCAGCAGCAGCAGCAGCAAAAGCAUCAACAGCACCAACAGCAGCAACACCAGCAACAGCAGCUAAUGCAGAUGGGCGCCCCACCGGAUGGUGGCACUGGAACGAGCGGGAACGGCAACGGUACCACGAUCAACAACAUGGGACUGCUGCAGUAUCAGAUGGCGCAGGAACAGGCGCAAAUUCUGUUUACCUCGGGCAUGGAACAGCAGCAGGGCCAGCAGCAGCAACAACCACCACCGACGGCGCAACAGCAGCAGCAGCAUCAAGGGGCCGGUAGUUCCGAUGCCGGCUCACGCACCUGUCCAUCGCAAACGAGUGAAAUGUAGGGCAGUAGUGUAGGUUAGGGAACAGAUUUCAAUUUCCAACAUACCAACGAGCUUACCAACAACGAACAGACAGGCCAGCAGGGACGUCGACUAGGGUGAGAGGUUUAGGAGAUACGUUUAUCGUAAAAUUUGCAGGAUACAUUUGUACCAUAAUACGAACCUACUUUGUAUGCAUACAUAUACUACUAAGGACAGGGUUUCAACUUGUCCAUCCACCAAAGAAGAAUAUUCCAUAGUGCAGGUUAGCGUUUUGAUAUGGCAAGCUGUACAGCUCUAUACACCAGUAGCUACUACUACUAGCUUAGCCCGUAUUGAGCCAUUGUACUAAUUAGUGUGUACGAGUAAGUAAGCAGAGAGUGAUAGCAAGAAGGCUAGAGAGAUGAGAAGAAGAAGUACACAAAAAUGUGGUGAUAAAUGCAGGUUUCUUUUAAGGUGUAAGUAGCGAGAGAGAGAGAGAGCGAGAUAUGAUCACCCAUGGGAGAAUCGGUCGUUAUAGUCGGUUUAGUACAAACCAAAAAGUAUAGCUGUAGUAUCGUAUGUCAUAUCCAAACACACACAUUCACACACACACGUACAUUCCUUCAAGCAAACGGGUGUGAUGGAGCAUUUUUACUGUGUAUUUUGCACAUUAUACUUCGUUGUUUUUUAUUUGUUGGUGGGUGAAACAUACUAUGAAGCGGUAGAGCCUGGCAUCUACCUUUGGAGAAACUUUUGAAAGGUGAGUGGAAAGUGUCUCUUAAAUGUGAGAGAUAAAGUGGGUGAAACGGUUUUGAAGAUAGCGGAAGGAUUGGAAGAAACCGACCGGUGAAAAGGGUGAGAAGAGAAGAAAGCUAAAUAAAUGACAAUGUGUAGAGCGGGGAAUGAAAGCGAGAA
Anopheles stephensi (Asian malaria mosquito) is the source of this 5781-nucleotide messenger RNA. RefSeq names its product circadian locomoter output cycles protein kaput (gene Clk). Gene Ontology annotation, cellular component: cytoplasm; CLOCK-BMAL transcription complex; nucleus. Gene Ontology annotation, molecular function: protein dimerization activity; RNA polymerase II cis-regulatory region sequence-specific DNA binding; DNA-binding transcription factor activity, RNA polymerase II-specific. Gene Ontology annotation, biological process: circadian regulation of gene expression; regulation of transcription by RNA polymerase II. The record is from RefSeq and is a predicted model, not a curated record. The transcript is spliced from 8 exons. Bases 1786 to 4908 code for a protein of 1040 amino acids. NCBI's taxonomy places the organism in Eukaryota, Metazoa, Arthropoda, Insecta, Diptera, Culicidae.